CCCACCCACAACUCGACUGUCAGGCCGUGUCUCCCGCAGUCCUCUCACUUUCGCACCUCCUUCAUCCUCUCCCAUUGACAACAUAAAGCACUUGUGCUUCGCUAUCUCUCCACUCCCCCCACCACGCACAACACAUCAUGGCUCAGUCCAGUGUUUCCGUCGCGCCCGAGUGCAUCAGCGCCUUCAACGAGCUCAAGCUCGGCAAGGACACCAAGUGGAUCAUCUACAAGAUCAGCGACGACUGGAAGGAGAUUGUUGUUGAGGAGACAUCCAAGGAGGCUGACUGGUCGGUCUUCCGCGAGAAGCUUCUGAACGCCAAGAGCAAGGACCGCAAGGGCAAGGAGGGCAUUGGCGGCCGUUACGCUGUCUUCGACGUCGAGUACGAGCUCGAGAACGGCGAGGGCACACGCUCCAAGAUCACCUUCAUCUCAUGGACUCCCGAUGAUGCGCCGCAAUACCCCCGCAUGAUGUACAGCUCCUCCAAGGAAGCCAUCAAGCGCGCCCUCAACGGACUCGCCGCCGACAUCCAGGCCAACGACGCCGACGACAUCGAGUUCGAUAACAUCAAGUCUCGCGUGUCCAGAGGCCGAUAAGCGAGUGGCUGCUGUUCUGUCGAUUUCGCGCACGCAAAAGCAAGCAUUAGGGUGAAUUGUGUUUUGGCAAUGACUAUGACGAAAUGAACCGAGUUUGCGUUUUGGUCCAGAUGAAAUGGCAUAGCGACUGCUGGUCCUAGGUGGCGUGGUGGACGAGUGCCGGUGUACCGUGCCGGCUCUAGUGUGCAGGCUUGAUGAGUCUGGAGCAACAGACUGGCGAGAUAUCACAGAUGAAUGAUCCUAUUAAUUCCA
This is a messenger RNA of Didymella exigua CBS 183.55, 845 nucleotides long. Its product is annotated as cofilin. The record is from RefSeq and is a predicted model, not a curated record. Gene Ontology annotation, biological process: actin filament depolymerization; actin filament severing; cell motility. Gene Ontology annotation, molecular function: actin filament binding. Lineage: Eukaryota; Fungi; Ascomycota; Dothideomycetes; Pleosporales; Didymellaceae. The coding region runs from base 138 to 593 and encodes 151 amino acids. Gene Ontology annotation, cellular component: actin cortical patch; cytoplasm; actin cytoskeleton. The transcript is spliced from 5 exons.